CCACGAGUAUUCCUCAUACCUGCCUCUACUUAACAGCUGGGUAAACAGCAGAUUACGUUAAGCAGAUCACCCGUGUCCUUAACAUUUUCUCCCCCAGUAAUCGCGCAUGACUUUUCUGGAAGUGCAUCAGCUAUGAUUAGGAAUGGUUUCGUAGCACACUUCGCCGGCAAAACGCCAGCAGCGAUGAGAACAACGGUGCUUUAGAGACUGCCUGGGCGAGCGCUCCGUCCCCGCCUCGCAGGACGGUGCUGGGCGGGCCCGAGCCCUCCCCGGGGCCCCUUCACCCGAGGAAGUCCUGCUGCGCCCCGGCCCGAGGGGACAAACCUUCCUGCAGCCACGCCAGCACCCCAACCUGCCGCGUCCCGCCAAGCAAGGCCCGGAGCCGCUCGGCCGCCAUUCCUCCCCCUCCCCUCCCCUCUCCUCUUCCCACCGUCCUGUGCGGCAGCCCGUUCGCGCCCAUCCAUCGCUCGGCCGAUCGGCUGCUCCCCCCUGGCCGCCCGUUGCUAGGCGGGCCCGGCGGCGCGGCCGCGGUUUCCUUACGGCGGGCGGCGGCGGGGGGACGCGGCGGCCCGCUCGUCCCCCCCAUGGAGCGGGAGAAGAGAAGAACCAAAGAAGAUACUUGGAAAUCAGAAGAACUUAGAAAACAUCUUAGGGCAUCACAACCAGGUAGUCAAAAUGAGGACCAAAAGCACAGAGAAAAUAAACUGAAAAGAGAGAUGUCUGUUUAUGACACAGACACUCAUAAACAUGAACGCAAAGACAGAGGGAAGAGCAAGGAAAGAACAAGAGAGAGAGAGAGAUUUAAAUCUGGUGAAAGAGACAGGGAUAAAAUGGGAGAGAGAGAAAGGGGAAAAGAGCACCAGAGCGAAGGAGACCGAGAGAGAUACAAAGACAAGCUUCAAGAGCCAAGUGUGGAGAAGAAAAGAUACAGUGUACCGAAAGAUAGGGAGAGUGAUAGAGAACAAGACAAAAAGCGUAAGAGUCAUGAGAUAAAGCAAAUAGAUACACAAAAUAAUCUGAAAUCAUUUGAAGGAAGAGAUAAAGAACAUCACAGAAGAAGAGAAAGCAAGCAUCAUUUGGAGGAGGAGAAAACAAGAAACGAAGAGCGAGAAAGAAGACAUACAGAAAAGAAGGUUAAUGAUACCAAAAAGAGCAUUGACAGAUUUUUGACUUACAAAGGUGAUGAAGGUGAACAUGUACACAAGUUACAGAAGGAUCAAGAAUUGGAUAAAGAGGGAAAAAGAAGACACAGAGAAAAAAAAGAACAUCCUGUUAGGCCAGGAAAAGAGAAACUUUCAAAAGAAAGAAGUCAUAAACAUUAUGAAAAGGAAGAAAAAUAUAAAUCAGAGAGAUCUAAAGAGGGAUAUUCCCAUGGAGACAGAGAAGGGCAACCAGCAGAAGCUAAUGAAAGAGUAAAAAGUAGAGAAAAGAAGCAUCAUCUAAGGAACAAUGAAUACAAAAAAGAGGAGAGGGUUGAAGAAGAAAUGAGCCACCAGUGUAUAAGUAGGACUGUAAAAGAAAAAGGAAAACUCAUUGAAAAAGAGGAAAGGGAGACAAGACAAGAGGAAAUGAAAGAUACACGCAUCUAUAAUUUGGACAUGGAGUUUGAUAACUUUUCAGCAAAUUAUGAAGAUGAUUUUGAAGAUUAUGAAGAUGAUUUUGAUGAAGAGAAAAGUGGUGAAGAAAAAGAUGCAGAAGAAAACCUAGGAGAGAUUCAGUUUUCCAAAACAUCAGAAAUUGAAGAAAUUCAAAGAGCAAUUAGUGCAGAAAAUGAUAGAAUUUGUACUUCACUGCCAAAGAAUAUUGAAAAUGAAAAAAAGGAACAAGUCAAGGAAAGGCAAUACCCUUCUGUCAGAAACUCUUUUUGUGGAAUAUUCAUGGAUUUUCAAAUGGCAAACCAACGACAAAGUAGUCGAAGUAUGGCUAGUAAGCAGAAAAAACGGAGUUCAGAACUCCUCCCACUGAUUGAUCUGGACUUCUCAGUUAGUUUUUCUUUAUUGGAUUUGCCUCCCGUAAAUGAGUACGACAUGUAUAUCAGGAAUUUUGGUAAAAUGAACACUAAGCAGGCAUAUGUUCAGUGUAACGAGGACAAUCUUGAGAGAGACAUUCAGACUGAGGAAGUUGAGACAUUGGAGAAGUGGACACAGCAUCCAGGAGAAGAUGCCCUUGUAUCUGGAGGUUCCAUAAACAGCCAGGAUAUGUCAGUGAAUGGAGCUCUAACACCUAAAAUUGAUUCACAAAGAUUAGCAAAUUUCCUCCGGUCUGCUUGCCAGGUGAUUGCUGUUUUGCUAGAGGAAGAUCAAGUUGCAACACAACCCAGGUGGAAAGCAAGAUCUCGACAAACCAGUCUGUCUAUUAGUGAUAGCUGUUUCCAGUUAAAUACUAACCAGCAGUUCCUCAAUGACCGAAAAAUAUCCUGCCUAUAUGUCUCUCAAGUUCAGAGGCAGACACUACUUUCAGUUCAUGGAUUACCUGAAAAGGCAGAUGUUGGCUUACUGAACAGAAAGAGCAUCAUAUGUGUUUGGAACAUCUGGCAGCCCUCCAGUCCUCAGAAGGUUUUAAUAUGUGACUCAGAGGUGAUAUGUUGCUGCUUUAGUCCCAAUAAAACAACAUUAGUUUUUGCUGGAACAACAGAUGGUUCAUUGUUGGUGUGGGAUCUUCGAGAAGACUCAAGAAUGCAUCCUCAUAUGAUGAUCAGUGAAACUGACUGGACAUUUAGAGUGCCAACAUUUUCCACUGAUGGCAUUCUAAACUCGGUAAACCACACCUCUCCUAUACUAGCAGUGGAACCUGUCUCAACCUCUCUCUACAGUGAUCAGAAUUAUGGGCUCUCAAGCCUCUCUUAUCAAGAGGAAAUGUCAGGUCCUCCAUUUCAGAUAGCUUCAAUGGAUGAAAAUGGAAUCCUCAGUAUGUGGGUAGUUGUUGAAUUACAAAAAGUGGAUUUAGCUGGUUCACAAACUGAUUUAGGUUUAAUUCCUGGGGGGAAAGUGAAGUUAGUACAUAGCUCUACUAUGGAAUUGAAUAACAGCCUUUUCCCAAAGGAUGUGCGCCAGAGAAUGCCUCAGACACUGACUAUUAAAUUUCUGUCUUCUAAUCCUAAUCAUUUCAUUGUUGGAACAAACAUUGGGCUGGUAGGCCAUGGUACAAGACAUGAUUUAAAAGUUCUUCCAAAGCUAUUCAGACCCCAAGAGAGCAGAGUGAGAUCAAUAAGCAUCAACGCAAUUGAUUUCUCCCCUUUUGGAAAGCCACUUUUUUUGGUUGGCUGUUCAGAUGGAAGUAUUAGAUUACACCAAAUGACAUCAGAGUAUCCCCUCAUGCAGUGGAAUGACAGCACCAAUGGCCAACCAGUUAUUGCCUUGCAGUGGGCUUUAACAAGACCAGCUGUGUUUUUUGUCCUGGAUGCAUCAUCUAAUAUUUAUAUUUGGGAUCUUCUGGAAAAUGAUUUGUUCCCUGUGGCAAAGCAGACUAUUCCGUCAGAGACUGUUGUAACUAUGGCUCUACUGGGAGAACCAGAAAGAACAAAUGGAUUGUUAGGCAUUGCACUGGCCAAAGAAUCUGGACAGAUAGACAUUCAGUGUGUAAAGAAGAAGUGGGCAUUACCUCAGCCUGAGGAAUCUGAAAAACUACAUUUGAUUUUAUUGCAGUCUUUUUAGAAACACUACACCUAUGUGGGUGUACAAAUUAUUGCAAAGUAUUGAAAUUAUUUUUGACUGCAAUUAAAAGAUUUGCAAUGUAAUAUUGUAUGCAACUUGUAUAUAUUUAAAAGUAUCAAUAAAACAUUUCAGCUGAAACAAUUUAUCAUAAAAAUGACAGAAACAAAUUUAGCAUUAAUGUACUCAAAAAGAUGAACUGUAUUUAAUUAUUGAAAAAAAGUUUAGAUGUAUAUAUUUUUUAAAAAUACCGAAAAUAUAUUCCUAUAAAUUACA
Messenger RNA from Tyto alba (common barn owl), 3926 nucleotides. RefSeq names its product dynein 2 intermediate chain 1 (gene DYNC2I1). Gene Ontology annotation, cellular component: cytoplasmic dynein complex. The transcript has 24 exons. Gene Ontology annotation, molecular function: dynein light chain binding; dynein heavy chain binding. The record is from RefSeq and is a predicted model, not a curated record. Lineage: Eukaryota; Metazoa; Chordata; Aves; Strigiformes; Tytonidae. Gene Ontology annotation, biological process: intraciliary transport. Bases 585 to 3653 code for a protein of 1022 amino acids.